Messenger RNA from Schistocerca gregaria, 1193 nucleotides. RefSeq lists its product as uncharacterized. The coding region runs from base 92 to 772 and encodes 226 amino acids. The record is from RefSeq and is a predicted model, not a curated record. The transcript is spliced from 2 exons. NCBI's taxonomy places the organism in Eukaryota, Metazoa, Arthropoda, Insecta, Orthoptera, Acrididae.
CAGCGUAUUCCAAAGUAUCAAGCAUUUGUGGGAUGGGUUUUGCACGGACGAUUUUGCCUCAGAACACUUUUAUUGGGCAUAUUCUUUGAUUAUGGCAGAAGCAACAGAACUUAAUUGUGCUCAACUUCAAAAUUCUGAGCUUGCCUUGUUACCGUUACAUGGUGCUAUUCGAUAUCAUCCAAAAACUUCGCAUGAUGUCGUUUUUGAUCAAGCUAGCGGAAAUAUAGUCGUCUGGACCAGUGCACUGGACGGGGAAAAAUGGGCUUACUCCGACUACGGUAAACGUAUGGAUCAGUUGCUAUGCGACCGAGGACAAGUCGUAUCCGAGUCUUAUCAACCAGCCAUUGUACCAUUCAGCCUCCCUCUCGAUGACGACGACGAUACCGACAAGAGAGUUGAUUUACUGGAAAAAUGGAACCUAAACCAUUCUCAUUAUCUGAGCCUGCACGACCGACCCCUGAAGAUACAGGCGGCUCUACGAAUACUGUGUCUCGAUACCGCUGAUCUGGAACACUUUGCCAAGUCUCAGUCAAAUCCGUUUGAUAGUCUGUCCGACCACUACGAACUAAAGGUAAAGAAAAUGUUUUCUUCUAUAGCCAGUGAAAAAUUAGACAAUGUUUUAUCGCUUCAAGUUUCACAAUCGAAUUCACCAAGGUUCGACAAGUUAAAACGUGAGCUCAUUCAAAAAUACAAAGACAAAGUGAUCAAAGUACUAGAGUACAACUUAAACGAAUUCGGCAGUACGAGCAACUGCACAAAUGAAAGCGCUUAACCGUUCAGAACAAGAUCGAGUGCCUCAGACUGGUUGAAAGUUUAUUCCAUCAGCGCGCAGACGCAUCAUGCGUAAAUAGAGCUGCUACUGUAAACCACUCUAUAUUCGCCACAUUCACAGAAUCGAGUACUGAAAGUCAACUACAGAAAAAUAGGUCUCUCUCAACUGGCAAAUCUGGGCCGGACAAAGCCAAACAAUUCAAACAGUAUCUAACAGCCUCGCUUCUACUUCGAAUUUUUUUACACUUCAUGUGUAUCUGGGCUCUGUUCUUUUGGAAUUCCGCUGCAGAUUUUUGCAGACCCGUCGACAUUGUGAAUUUCUUUUAACCCAAAUUUCCCAAAAUGUGGCUGGCAAGAACGAAAAAUUUCAUGAAUUACUAUAGCUCAGCCGAUAUACAUAAAAAUACAUAAGAAUCGAUCUA